Messenger RNA from Cryptotermes secundus, 1385 nucleotides. RefSeq names its product casein kinase II subunit beta (gene CkIIbeta). Gene Ontology annotation, cellular component: cytoplasm; protein kinase CK2 complex. The record is from RefSeq and is a predicted model, not a curated record. Gene Ontology annotation, molecular function: protein kinase regulator activity. NCBI's taxonomy places the organism in Eukaryota, Metazoa, Arthropoda, Insecta, Blattodea, Kalotermitidae. The transcript has 6 exons. The coding region runs from base 106 to 771 and encodes 221 amino acids.
AUAACAACAAAAGCUUUACAAAUUCGCUGGUUUUAUUCGCAGAUGGCACUGUAACUAGUUCUUUUUGGAGGAACGUUAAGCGUGGCUAAUCCUAGGAAGAGGAAAAUGAGCAGUUCUGAGGAGGUGUCGUGGAUUUCCUGGUUUUGCGGCCUUCGAGGAAAUGAGUUCUUCUGUGAAGUUGAUGAAGACUACAUUCAAGAUAAAUUUAACCUGACAGGCUUAAACGAACAAGUGCCACAUUAUCGACAGGCUCUGGACAUGAUUCUAGACCUCGAACCAGAUGAUGAGCUGGAUGACAACCCAAAUCAAUCAGACCUGAUUGAGCAAGCAGCAGAAAUGCUGUAUGGUUUAAUCCAUGCACGUUACAUUCUAACAAAUCGUGGCAUAGGUCAGAUGAUAGAAAAAUACCAGUCUGGAGAUUUCGGCCAUUGUCCAAGAGUAUAUUGCGAAAGUCAACCUAUGCUCCCAAUAGGAUUAUCAGAUGUUCCGGGUGAGGCCAUGGUAAAAUCCUAUUGUCCUAAGUGCAUGGAUGUGUAUACGCCAAAGUCAUCACGACAUCAUCAUACAGAUGGUGCAUAUUUUGGUACUGGAUUUCCUCAGAUGCUUUUCAUGGUUCAUCCAGAGUACCGGCCAAAACGACCUUCUAAUCAGUUUGUUCCAAGGUUGUAUGGGUUCAAGAUUCAUCCCCUGGCAUACCAGAUUCAGCAGCAAGCAUCGUCAAAUUUUAAGGCACCACUCAGGGCCCUAAGUUACAACAACGGAAAGCGCUGAAAGAACAAAAGCAAGGGCAUUGCAGAUUCACCACCACAGCGUUCCGAGACUUGUGAUGUGAUGUCAUGUAACUGAAACAUAAACAACUCGUAGAUUUGCAAGUGAUAAAACACAGGGACACUUAUGAUUAUUUUCAAAUUUGUGAGCAUGUGCAACAUAUGUCUUCAUUAUGCAACCAUAUACCAAUAAAUCAAAAUUGAUAAGUGUAAGUCAAACUUGCUGGAAGUUUCCUGUCAAGCAGCUCUGUUACUUUACUUCACUUCUGCUGCUCCUCCAAAGACAGUGACAUUAUUUAGUUUUAUGCUUAACAUAGGCUGAGGUAAUUAUCCAGCACUGUUAUGUAAUGAAACAGUAAGAACUCUGAAAUCUGUAUCAGCUGGUGCACAUUCAGAAGACAUUUAUGUUCUUUGUAUUUAAAGUAUUUAAUUUGUUCCCCCAUUUUUUAAUGUUCAUAUGAAGUAACUGAAAAGAAUCCCUGUAAAACAACACAGUAAAUGCAUAAUAUGGAUGUGGAACGUAGAGAGGCAGGCUACACCACUAAUAGUGAAGGAUGGUCAAGUACUGUUUUGUACUGUGCUUUGUGCAUUACAAUAUACCAGUUUAUAAAUGCUGCA